GACUACACGUAGCUUUUCAUGGCUGUGCAAUGGGACAAAGUAAGAUUGGGGAGGCGUAUGUACGUCACGGAGGUUACAACGAGGUUGGAGAGCUAAAUGACAUCAUCAUACUUUAUCCUCAAGCAAAAGCCUCUACCGUACCAUUCAAUGUUGCCGGUUGCUGGGACUGGUGGGGGUACACUGGAGCAUUAUUUGCAACAAACAGUGGAUUUCAACCAACAGCCAUCAAACGUAUGAUCGACAGAGUUGCUGGCUUGUGAAUACACAAUGUAUAUGUAUAAUUCUGUAAGUGUUGAU
Messenger RNA from Ruditapes philippinarum (Manila clam), 297 nucleotides. Its product is annotated as poly(3-hydroxybutyrate) depolymerase-like. NCBI's taxonomy places the organism in Eukaryota, Metazoa, Mollusca, Bivalvia, Venerida, Veneridae. The transcript has 3 exons. Bases 30 to 260 code for a protein of 76 amino acids. The record is from RefSeq and is a predicted model, not a curated record.